GGCGGCGCCCAAGCUGGCGGUGCCGGCCACUGCUGGUGACACCGGCGCUGCGAGGGCCGCUGCGGUCCUGUGAAGUUCCAAAAGAUGAGCCGUGGAUAUUCAGAAAACAACAAUUUCCUGAACAAUAACAACCAGAUGGUGUUGGACAUGAUCCUUUAUCCCUUAAUUGGCAUUCCUCAAACCAUCAACUGGGAAAGUGUGGCAAGGUUGGUGCCUGGACUAACACCCAAAGAGUGUGCUAAAAGGUUUGAUGAACUGAAGAGCAGUGGAAACUCACCAGUUGACAACCAGUAUAAUCCCUUCAUGGCUGCUGGAGAGAGUCCUGUUGAAACUUUAGCCACCUAUAUCAAAUCCUCCCUUCUGGACACACAGGCAGAUUUUCAGGACACUGCCAUUGGUCAGGAUGCAGUUUCCAAAACAGGAAGACGUAGUAUAGCUUCCACAAGGAACUGUUCUUCUGAAAGUGAAAAUUGUACUACUCAUAUUGGUGGAGAAAAGACUGAAGAAUCUGAAGGGCCAAACGUGGUUAUCCAUGUAUGUGAUGAAGCAAAAAAUUUGAAAGAAGAUUUUAUUUGCCCACGAGAUCUUUUGAUAUCUGAAAUGAAGUACUUUGCAGAAUAUUUUUCUAUGGAUGCCCAGCGCUGGGAAGAAGUGGAUAUUUCAGUUCAUUGUGAUGUUCACAUUUUCAACUGGUUGAUAAAAUAUGUUAAAAGGAACACUGAAGAGAACAAAGACUGUGAAAUGCCUGCCUUAGAACCAGGAAAUAUCAUUUCAAUUCUUAUUUCUUCAGAGUUUUUGAAAAUGGAUUCAUUGGUUGAACAGUGUAUUCAAUAUUGCCACAAAAAUAUGAACGCUAUAGUAGCUACCCCAUGCAACAUGAACUGUAUCAAUGCAAAUCUUCUUACACGUAUAGCCGAUUUGUUCACACACAAUGAAAUUGAUGAUUUAAAGGACAAAAAAGAUAAAUUUAGGAGUAAGCUCUUCUGUAAGAAGAUCGAAAGACUAUUUGAUCCUGAGUGCUUGAAUCCAGAUUCUCGGAGUAAUGCAGCGACCUUAUACAGAUGCUGUUUAUGCAAGAAACUUUUAACAAAAGAAACAGAAAGGAGAAUUCCUUGCAUUCCUGGAAAAAUCAAUGUGGAUCAACAUGGAAAUAUCAUCUAUAUUCACAUAAGAGAUAAGACUUGGGAUGUUCAUGAAUAUUUGACUGGUCUUUUUGAAGAAUUAAAAUCUUGGAGAGAUGUGUAUUGGCGCUUGUGGGGAACAAUCAACUGGCUGACUUGUGCAAGAUGUUGUCAGCCUUUUCUCUGUAUUGAGUUUUCACAUUGUCAGUACCACUCAGAAGCAGUGGUUUACCCUACCACCGUGAGUUCACUGAGCACCGUGGGCACUGGAAUUUACCCCUGUUGUAACCAGAAGGUUCUUCGGUUCGACCCUACUCCCCUUACGAAGGGCUGUAAAGUGAGGGACCACAUAGUUCGUCGUGAUCAAGGUGAAAGUGGGGACUUGCUGCCCUGUCCAACUGCUAAAAUACUGGAUGAUCUACACAAGCAUAAAGAUGUCAUUGUUGUACCUUUUCCUAAAGAUACAGCUGGUGAUCCCGCACUUGGCCCCUGUGAUGAAAAAGGUCUAGAGUGUGAUGGUCUACUGGAGCCCAGUACACCGUGGGGCCCCAAAACUGGGGAGCUCAAUGCUUUCUUGUCACUGAAAAACUGGGCGUUGCAACUGAAACAACAGUCAUUAUUUUCAGAAGAGGAAGAAUAUACUACUGGAUCUGAGGUCACUGAAGAUGAAGUUGGCGAUGAAGAAGAAAUAACCAAGAAACAAAGGAAAAAGGAGAAACCAAAGAAGUUCACUAAACAACCAAAAAAGCAAAUGUCUUCUCCCUGUACUCAAAAGAAGGAAAAGGCAUUGGAGAAGUCGUCUUCUCGAGAUGUGUCCCCUUUUGUUGUGAGUAUGCAGAAAAAUAAGUGGGAUGCUUCAAGGUCCUUAAGAUUCAACCAGGAUGCACAAAGAGAAGAUGAUCAGCGACGGAUGUCUGAAAUUACAGGACACUUAAUAAAAAUGAGAUUGGGUGAUCUUGACAAAGUCAAGUCAAAAGAAGCAAAAGAAUUUGCAGGAGGCAUUUAUUCCAGGCUCGAAGCACAGAUCAAGGCCUCAGUUCCUGUCAGUGCCCGCCAAAGCAGCUCAGAGAAAAACACAAGGUCUAAAAGUCGUUUUGGCCCAGGACGUCCAGCAUAAAACACCAUAAGAUGACAAAAGGCAUACUCCGAGACAUCCGAAACUACUCCCUUGAAUAUCUUCAGAAUGAUGUCUUCUAAAUGUUUAAGUUAUUUAUUAUUAAUUCUUACAAGUCACACAAAU
Molecule: messenger RNA, 2361 nt
Organism: Ochotona curzoniae (black-lipped pika)
Lineage: Eukaryota; Metazoa; Chordata; Mammalia; Lagomorpha; Ochotonidae
Gene: SANBR
Product: SANT and BTB domain regulator of CSR
Exons: 21
Coding region: 85-2238 (717 amino acids)
Source: RefSeq, a predicted model, not a curated record